Messenger RNA from Photinus pyralis (common eastern firefly), 3672 nucleotides. RefSeq lists its product as uncharacterized. Gene Ontology annotation, molecular function: nucleic acid binding. Lineage: Eukaryota; Metazoa; Arthropoda; Insecta; Coleoptera; Lampyridae. The record is from RefSeq and is a predicted model, not a curated record. The transcript is spliced from 4 exons. The coding region runs from base 1 to 3672 and encodes 1223 amino acids. Gene Ontology annotation, biological process: DNA integration.
AUGGCGGAACAAUGCCGUGCUCCGGAACCAUUUUCGUUUACUGGUGAUUUACCUGCAAAUUGGAAAUUGUGGAAACAGAAAUUUCAAUUUUAUCUAUUAGCAAGUGGGAAGAGUGAUCAAAAAGACGAUGUAAAAAUCGCGAUUCUACUUAACUUGUUGGGCGAGUCAAUUGAUCAGUUCAUUACCGCGCUGAGACAAUUAGCGAGUUCUUGUGAGUUUGUGGAAAAAGAUACAUUAAUACGUGACAGAAUCGUGUUAGGGGUAAGAGAUCCUCGAAUUCAAGAAAGACUCCUACAAGAUCCCAACCUGGAAUUGAGUGACGCGAUAAAUACUUGCCGAUUGAUGGAGAGUAGUGUUCUUACUCAAAAAGAGAUUAACAAAGAACAUGUGACAGUGAGUGCGCUUAAGCAACGGUUCAAAAACAGUAGUGGACCACAAAGUGAUUACAGACAAGUGCGCGAAUCGAGCGAUCACUCAACGGGAGGUUUCGGCCAAGUAGCGGGAUACUCAGGUGGUGCUGGAGGUCAACAAAAAGGUAACCAUCCGUGCUCUAAUUGUGGGCGACAACACAAAUUUGGUAAGUGUCUCGCAUUUAAUAGAGUGUGCAGUUUUUGUAAGCAAACUGGACACUAUCGUAAUUUUUGUAAGAAAAAGUCCAAUAUUCAUGAACUAAUUGAACAGUUUGGUGAUCUCGAGUUGGACGAAGAUGAAGAUUUUGCUACCGAGCAAAAUGCAGACUCUAACCUAAUCGUGUGGACAAUCACAAAUUCGGACAUUAGUGCAAUUGACUGGGUAAAAGUGUUGAACGUUUCGGGAGUAAAUAUUGAGUUUAAAAUCGAUACGGGAAGUCAAGUCAAUACACUAAAUAUUUUCGAUUUCAAAUCCUUAAAUAUACCAAUUAAAAAACUAACGAAUGCAUCUUCAGUUUUAGUAUCGUAUUCGGGUCACAAAAUUAAUGUGAUGGGACAAGUUUAUCUAAAAUGUAUGUACAAUGACCAAAGUCAUAUUUUGUUGUUCUACGUGAUUGACGAUCCCAAAAUAUCCUCAAUUUUGGGAUUAAAUGCAGUGCGAGAAUUAAUCAUUAUACCAAAAACAAUUGCUCGUAUAAAUAAGACACUUAGUCUGGAUGCGGUUAGUAAAAAGCUACCAGACAUUUUAAUGCCUUGUGUAAGUGCACCGCGAAAAAUUCCUAUCGCUCUUAGAGAUAAAGUGAAAGCAAAGCUGGACCAAAUGGUUCGCGAACAAUUAAUAAUUCCCAUAACUGAACCUACCGAUUGGGUUCACCCUAUAGUGGUUGUGCAAAAACCAGACAAAAACGACAUUAGAAUUUGCAUGGACCCUCGUGCGUUAAAUAAAUACAUUAAACGUGAAAUUUUUCAAAUACCCACCGCGGACGUUUUAUUUUCGCAACUCGGAGGUGCUAAAUAUUUUAGUAUACUUGAUGCUUCGUCUGCAUUUUUGCAGAUACCCUUAACGCAUAACAGUUCAUUGUCAUGUACAAUAGCUACCUGCUUUGGCAGAUAUCGAUACUUACGUCUUCCAUAUGGUAUUUCAUGCGCACCGGAAAGUUUUCAAAGAUUCAUUUUUGAAAUACUGGAGGGAAUUCAAGGCGUGUCAUCCUACUUCGAUGACAUUCUCGUUUUCGGAAAAACAGUAGAAGAACAUAACGAAAAUCUAAAUAGUGUUCUUAAAAGAAUUAAAGAUAGCGGUCUUACCCUAAAUCGUGAAAAAUCAAAAUUCUGUGUUAAGGAAUUAACAUUUUUGGGUCAUACGAUCAGUAAACGUGGCAUAUCACCUCACCAAAACAAAAGGCGUGCUAUAUGUGAAAUGAAAUCACCCAAAAAUAAAAAAGAAUUACAGAGGUUCCUUGGUAUGAUUGUCUACCUUUCUAAGUUUAUUCCAAAUUUGUCGAGCGAAACCAAUACUCUCAGAAAUCUUCUAAGUGAAAACACAGAAUGGCAAUGGACUUCGGUCGAGGAAGCAACAUUUAAUAGGCUCAAACAAUUAGUUUCCUCAGCUACAACUUUGACUUUCUUUGAUCCGAAAAAGGAGAUCAAAUUCAAAUUUGCAAGCGUGUCAUUAACUCAGACUCAGCAACGAUACAAUCAUAUAGAAAAGGAGUUACUAGGACUCGUAUUUGGUUGUGAGCGUUUUAAUUACUAUUUGAGCGGGCAAAUUAAUUUUAUAAUCGAAAGUGACCAUCGUCCACUUAUUGGACUAUUAAAAAAACCUCUAGAUGAAAUGUCGCCGCGAAUCCAGAGACUUGCGAUAAGACUUCUUCGAUAUCAGUUCACACUUUCGUUCGUUCCGGGAAAGUGCCUUCAGGUACCAGAUGCGCUUAGUCGUGACCCCACAGACGACAUUAUUAAUACCGAAUACUUGGAUUCUAAGUUCAAAUUGUUUUCUGUUAUAGCAGUUAAACCUGAAACAGAAAACAAAAUAAAGGAGGCUGUUCAUGCCGACCCUAUAUUAAUUGAAAUUAAAAAUUAUGUAUUGCACGGAUGGCCCAAACAUCAAAUACAAGUUUCUGACGGUGUGAAGCAGUAUUGGCCUGUGCGAAAUGAUACACAUCUCCACGAAAACCUACUUUUUUACCAAAAGCGGCUAAUUUUACCUGCAAGUCUUAGAAAUGAGUUUCUAAAUUUAAUCCAUAAAUACCAUCAAGGUGUGAAUGCUUGCAAGAAAUUGGGCCAGGAUGCCAUCUAUUAUCCAGGAUGGUCAUCAGACAUCGAAAAGAUGGUUCUCGGUUGUCAGUUGUGUCAAUCGUAUGCCAAGUCAAAUGCGAGAGAACCACUGUCUCCACAUGACGUACCUGACCGACCUUGGCAAAAAAUUGCCAUUGACUUUAAAGCACUAUUCUCUCAAGAUUUCCUAGUUGUAGUAGUAGUUUUAGUAAGUUUGCUGUGGUUAACAAAUUGCCCAACAAAACAGGUAACACUGUUAAUCUCUUGCUUGAAGAAUAUUUUUGCAAUUAAUGGAUUGCCUGAAGAAGUAUUUUCCGACAAUGGACCUCCGUUCAAUUCAUGGGACUUUAUAGAAUUUGCAAAUAGGUAUGAUAUAAAGUUAACUACAUCUAGUCCUCGAUAUCCGAGAUCUAAUGGAAUGGUUGAGAGAACAGUACAGACUGUAAAAAGUCUUUUAACAAAGUGUCUCCUAGAAAAAGAAGAUCCAUUCGCCGCCAUAUUAAAUUAUAAUGUUACUGCCAAACAAAACUUACCUUCUCCUAGUGAGCUGCUGAUGGGAAGAAGAUUAAGGACAUCUUUACCCGUUAGUUGUAAACUUCUCGAGCCUAAGUUCCCAAUUCGAGGUAGUAAGGAUCAGCUAAAACUUCUACAAGAAAGGCAAAAGGCGUACUAUGACGUCUCAACGAAAAAGCUGAAUGAGUUGGAGCCACAACAAGACGUUUUCGUUCAAGAAGGUAUACGUAAUUGGAAACCUGGCGUUGUAAUGAAGAAAUCAGGCCCUAACGACUACAUUGUUCGCAUAGGUGAAGCGGAUUACCGGCGGAAUAGGCAACAGAUCAAUCCCAGACGGAUGAGCGAAGAAACUCUGAAGUGCGAACCUGAAGUGAAAGUGGGCACUACUUCCAGUGAGACAAACCCGAUUGUGACGAGUGACUAUUAUACCAGAAGUGGCAGACUUGUUAAAAUACCAGACCGAUUAAUAAUGUAA